Molecule: messenger RNA, 1791 nt
Organism: Odobenus rosmarus divergens (Pacific walrus)
Lineage: Eukaryota; Metazoa; Chordata; Mammalia; Carnivora; Odobenidae
Gene: CDCP2
Product: CUB domain containing protein 2
Exons: 7
Coding region: 58-1791 (577 amino acids)
Source: RefSeq, a predicted model, not a curated record
UCCUUUCCCCCUGCCCCAGACCCUCAGAUCCUGGCCUGCCCCGAGCUCUGCAGACCCAUGGGGGCCCCCAGUGAGGGGAUGCUGGCAGAGCUGGGGUCCUGUCUGCUGCUGGUGGUGGUGCUGCUGGGCCCAGGCCCCAGGGCCCAUGCUAUGAAAGGUAUCAAAUGUGGGGGUGUGCUCUCAGCACCUUCCGGAAACUUCUCCAGCCCCAACUUCCCCAGGCUCUACCCCUACAACACAGAGUGCAGCUGGCUGAUUGUGGUGGCCGAGGGCUCCUCGGUGCUGCUCACUUUCCACGCCUUUGACCUGGAGUACCACGACUCCUGCGGCUUCGACUACCUGGAAGUGUACAACGGGGCCUCGGGGGACAAGGGCAGCCUGCUGGGGAGGUUCUGCGGCCGGGUGCCCCCGCCACCCUUCACCUCCUCCUGGCACGUCAUGUCUGUCAUCUUCCAUUCAGACAAGCACGUGGCCAGCCGAGGCUUUUCUGCCGGCUACCAGAAAGAUGUGUGUGGUGGUGUCCUAACGGGCCUUUCAGGGGUCCUUACCAGCCCUGAGUACCCGGACAACUACCCCAACAACGUGGAGUGCCACUGGGUGAUCCAUGCCUCCGGCCCUGCCACUGUCAAGCUGGUGUUCGUGGACUUCCAGGUGGAGGGUAGUGAGGAGUGUACCUAUGACUACGUGGCUGUGCUUGGGGGGCCUGGCCCCGCCCACGGGCAUCACUACUGUGGCAGCACCCGGCCCCCAACUCUUGUGUCCCUGGGCCACGAGCUGCAGGUGGUCUUCAAGUCUGACUUUAACAUUGGAGGCCGGGGCUUCAAGGCCUACUACUUCUCAGGAGAAUGCCAGGAGGUAUACACGGCCGUGCGGGGCAACUUCUCCAGUCCCCAGUACCCCAGCGCCUACCCUAACAACAUUCACUGCCACUGGACCAUCCGCCUGCCUCCAGGCUACCGGGUCAAGGUGUUCUUCCUGGACCUGGACCUGGAGGGUCCCAACAGCCUGACCAGGACCUGUGACUUCGACCAUCUGGCAGCCUUCGAUGGGGCCAGCGAGGAGGCCUCCCUGCUGGGGAGUUGGUGCGGCCACCACCUGCCAGCACCGGUCACCUCGAGCCGCAACCAGCUUCUGCUUCUACUGCACACGGACCGCAGCACCACCCGAAGGGGCUUCUCCGUGGCCUACAUUGGAGGUCGGCUGGGGUUGAGGAUCCCUGUGGGAGCCCAGGGCCAGACAGGGGCACUCGUGCUAGACGAGGCUCCAGAUGUGGUCCAGGCUGCAGUCGUGCCCAUGAACGUGAGCUGCUCCCGCACGGACUUCCAGAUCCUGAUCGCCGCACAGGCUCUGGCGCCGCUGGAGCGGACCAAGGUCUACCUGGGCAGCCGCAGCUGUGCCGCCCAGGAAGCCGGGGGCACCUUCCGGAUCCAGGCCCGCUUUGACACCUGCGGCACCGAGUCUCAGCGGAGGAACAACACCUCAGUGAUUGUCAGCAUGCUGUACAUCGACUUCUCGGCUGGCGGGCAGGAGGACAUCCAUGAGUAUGAGGUCCGUUGUGAGCCACGGCGCAAGGAGGCUUCUGUCCACCUGCUGUCUGGCUCCGACCGGCUUGGGCCCUAUGCCGCCACAGCUGAGCAUCUUCAGGAAGCGCCACCCAGGGAUGAGGUGGAGGCCCUGGAGGGCCCUGUGGCCAUGGUGUCUCAGGACACCAGUGACAUUGUCUUCCUGGGCCUUUGCAUCCUGGCCGGAGUCCUCAUGGUCGUUGCCAUCGUGGUCCUGAUGCUGCUGUGA